ACCAUAAACGUGUCGUAUAAUUAAACUAUGCGGUGUCGCCAAAAGCUGAACCGCCCUUGUCGAGAACUUUCGCUUUCGUAGUGUGUUUCACCUCGUUUGUCGAUCCUGUAACCGUGGCAUGCACACCGUCUAUCAUUUUCACUUUUCGGUCUAGCUCCAGCGUCUCGAUGUGCGUAUCACUUUGGACACCGACAGGAGAUACAUCGAAUAUCUUUAAGUUCGUCUGCGUCCCUGCUCUCCUGGAAUAGACAGGAACGCGACUGUAGGUAACUGGCCCAUGCUCCAGGGGUCGUUUGUUGAACCAGCAGUUUCUCUGUGUUACUUCAGCGCAGCUGUUUGAGUCCUCAAAAUGGCUGACGUCGCUUCAGCCGCAUUAAUGGAUGAUUUCCUACAAGUUCUGAAUAAAGAGUUCGGUCUGCAGCCGGUCGUGAGCACGUUGGCUCUUGCCGAAAAUUCGGAGUAUGGGGGCAAAUUCGGUGCCCACGAGAAGAUCGUCGGACUCGUGAAGUCCCUGCAGGCAAACGAAUAUGUCCUGGGAGAGCAGGUGGAGAAGACAGUGUGGAGUCUGACCGAAGAAGGCCAAUUGUAUGCCAAGGAAGGAUCUCCUGAGUUUCGCCUUGUGGCAUGGCUGCAACAACGUGGAAAUGAAGAGGCCUCUCUUGACGUGGCUGCCAUUAAGGCAGGUUUCGGUUCCGAGGCGGAUGUAGCCGUGAGCAAUGCGAUGAAGAUGCAGUGGCUGCGAAUCGACAAGGCAACAAAACUGCUACACAUCAACAAAGUUCCUGAGUCCGACAACGUCAAGACGUUGCUAGAUGUCAUCCAAGGACAACGUGAUGGAAAUCAAGACGACGCGGCAGCUCUGUUCAAGCAGCUCUCCGAGCUUACUGCUACCGCUUCUCCGGAGAAAGCUCUCCAGGACUUGAAAAAACGGAAACUGGUGGAGCUCCGAAAGGUGAAAUACCUCAAGCUCCAGAAAGGUCCCAAGUUCUCUCUGCAUCUGAUGAAACCGGUGGCGGACCUGACCGCAGAACUCCUUAUAGGCGAUGCGUGGGAAAAGUCAAAUUUCAAGGAGUACAACUUCUUCGCAGCAGGAAAGAGAAUCCGGCGCGGCGCGGUUCACCCGUUGAUGCAAGUCAUGAAACAGUUCAAGCAAAUUCUGUACUGCAUGGGUUUCGAGGAGAUGCCGACAAAUCAGUAUGUGGAGUCGUCUUUCUGGUGCUUCGACUCGCUCUUCAUGCCUCAACAGCAUCCGGCUCGGGAUGUGCAAGACACCUUCUUUCUCCAGGCUCCCAAAUCCAGUGAUGCGACAAAGAUACCACAAGCAUACUUCAACAGCGUUAAAAACAUCCAUGAACGUGGUGGACACGGAUCUAUCGGAUGGCAGUACGAAUGGUCGGAGGAAGAGUCCAUGGGAAACAUUCUCCGGACACACACAACCGCGUCGUCUGCGCGCAUGUUAUACGGACUCGCCCAAGAGUAUAAAAAGACUGGUGUCUUCCGCCCGCGGAAGUUCUUCUCUAUAGAUCGAGUGUUUCGAAAUGAAACCCUAGACGCCACCCAUCUUGCUGAAUUUCACCAGGUGGAAGGACUCGUCGCCGACCGCGGCUUGACUAUUGGCCACCUUAUGGGGGUGAUGGAAACUUUCUACAAGCAGAUUGGCAUCGAACAACUCAAGUUCAAGCCCGCAUACAAUCCCUACACAGAACCGUCAAUGGAGAUUUUCGGGUACCAUGCAGGACUCAAGAGGUGGAUUGAAGUCGGCAAUAGUGGUAUUUUCCGACCGGAGAUGCUACUACCAAUGGGCCUUCCGGAGGACGUGACAGUCAUUGCCUGGGGACUAAGCUUGGAACGGCCUACAAUGAUUCGAUACGGAAUAUCCAACAUUAGACAGCUCUUUGGUCACCGAGCUCUGUUAGGUAUGGCGUGAAGCGAGUUCGGCGCCCAAGUGUGGUCGCACCUGCCUCGCUUAUUGAGAUAAAUUUUGCCAGUCGUAAUUGCGCAUGGACGACCCUGAACAACCAACAAGCAAUUCAGCAGUCUACUAGCAAAGUUGCUUCUGACCAAGUUGACACGGACAGACGUUCAGAGAGUCGCUGGCGUGAAACUUCCAUACGGUCCGUUCUCAAUCUCAACCCAGGUGAUGUUGACCCAGUGGAUUUAAAACUCUGACUAUUAUAAGCAGUGCAUAACUGUGUACACCCAACAAAGUAAACAUAGGUCCUGUAAACCUGAGAGAACUCGAGAGGACUGCGGUCGUGAAACGCAUGUGCAACAUGAAUCUCUUGUCGCAUAGUGAUGCCGGCGGAGAGGCGACUUGCUUUCGAUGACGUCUGCAGCGGUCCCGUGCACAGACGUCUACAAACUUAUCCUUGAAGCCGU
Messenger RNA from Toxoplasma gondii ME49, 2379 nucleotides. RefSeq names its product phenylalanyl-tRNA synthetase alpha chain A, putative. Gene Ontology annotation, biological process: phenylalanyl-tRNA aminoacylation. Bases 350 to 1927 code for a protein of 525 amino acids. The record is from RefSeq and is a predicted model, not a curated record. The transcript has 12 exons. NCBI's taxonomy places the organism in Eukaryota, Apicomplexa, Conoidasida, Eucoccidiorida, Sarcocystidae. Gene Ontology annotation, cellular component: cytoplasm; cytosol; phenylalanine-tRNA ligase complex. Gene Ontology annotation, molecular function: phenylalanine-tRNA ligase activity; ATP binding; tRNA binding.